Poecilia latipinna (sailfin molly) is the source of this 2990-nucleotide messenger RNA. It is a transcript of the gene rtn2b, whose product is annotated as reticulon 2b. The transcript is spliced from 7 exons. The record is from RefSeq and is a predicted model, not a curated record. Lineage: Eukaryota; Metazoa; Chordata; Actinopteri; Cyprinodontiformes; Poeciliidae. Bases 273 to 911 code for a protein of 212 amino acids. Gene Ontology annotation, cellular component: endoplasmic reticulum membrane; postsynaptic density; neuron projection. Gene Ontology annotation, biological process: neuron differentiation; brain development; endoplasmic reticulum tubular network formation.
AGAAGCUGCUCCUGGCUGGUCUGGACAGGCCUCUCACACGCUGACCGAGAGGGCAGGAGGGUCCCAGGAAGCUGAUGGGACAUGUCUCAGGUUCCCAGUUUUCAGUGUGUGUGUGUGAGUGAGUCGUCAUAGGGUGUAUCCAGCAUGGGAUAAAAUUAGGCCGGGGCAGCCUUAUACUGCUGACGGAGCUGGGAAGGCCAAAAAAAGCCUGGGGUGCAAGCCAACGGUGGAAGCUCAGGGAAGAGAGGGGAGCAAGCAGCACCGCCACCGAAAUGGCCUCCAAACUCAUGGAUCUGGUGUAUUGGAGGAACAUGCGGUGGACCGGUGUGGUAUUUACUGGUCUGGUGAUGUGCCUGGCCAGCCUCUUCCAGCUGAGCGCCAUCACUGUGCUCUCUCACGUGUGCCUGGCCAUCAUGUGCACCACCGCCACGCUCCGUCUUUACUACAAACUACUGGAAGUGCUGCGCUGGAACCCUGGUGUUCACCCCUUCCAGUCGUAUCUGGAUUACGACGGCUCUCUGACCGAUGAGGAGACGGUGAUGCUGGUCGAAGAGGUGGUGCUGCUGGUCGCCUUUGCCGUCACAGAGAUUAAACGCCUUCUCUUCAUCGAGAACGUGAUAGACUCUAUUAAGUUUGUGUUGCUCCUCUAUCUGCUGACGUACGUGGGCAUCGCCACCAACGGGCUGACUCUGAUCAUAGCUGCUGUGAUUGCGGUUUUCUCCCUUCCUCUGUUAUACAAAAAACAACAGGUUCGGAUAAGGAAGGUUGUCAGAGCGUUCAGAGCGUUUGUGAAGAAAAUCAGAAAUCUGUUUGACAGUUUGUAUGAGAUGGUGAGACCCUCUGCUGCCCCUGCCUCCAAGCCUGCACCCCCAGCUGCUCCCGCCAUCAAACAGAAACCCAAGUCCAAGUAACUUUUUGGUUGCACACUGAAGGAAUUUGGGAUUUAGAAAGCGUUCGUCCUCUGUGGGGCCGCCGGUGGGGCUGCUCAUUUCCAUCUCUCCACUGUGAUUGUUUAUGGGAGCAAGAUUUAAUUGAUGCCGACAGAGAAAACAAAGCUGCCAUUCACACACAGAGAGGGACGGGCAGAGGAUGAAGUGGGAAAUGUUAUUUACUGAGAUGCUCUCUGUGGGCAACAUUAAUGUUACCAGUUUGCACUGUCAAUUUCUACAAAUGGUGACAAAAUAUACCUUCACAUACAUAUAUACAGGUUGCUUAUUAUCAAGCUCUAAACUUAAGUUUAAACAACUUUGGAAAAACUUAAAAAGCUAAUCACACUUUGCUUAGUUAGCAAAUUUAUUUUAAUCAGGCUCUUUUUUCUUGCUUUCAUAGUCGUUUAUCUUAAGAGUUCAUGUAAAACAAUGAUUUUCAGUUAAAGCACUAAAUCCGAGGGAUUAGUUUAAAUUAUUUUGUUUAGAAAAGUGAACUUUAUCGCUUCUGCUGUAACUUGUAGUUCACCGUUUGAACACCAGGAGGCAGUGCUGAAAACAAUGCUGACCGUCAGAUCGACUAGCUCUGAUUUACCGAAUAAUUUCGUGAGCAAAAACAACAACAAACAAAACUGCCGGUCGAGAACAUCUCGGUAAACAAACAAAUCCACUUAUACAAGACUUUACAUUUUAUAUAACUCUAAUUCCUGGUGCAAGAUCACUUCAUGUGGUCGUUUUAUUUCAUGUGAAUAUAUUUAUACUUCCAAUGCGGUCGUUUCCAUGAAUAUCCCACAGAAACCUUCCAGAAGAAGGACUAAAAUUGUUUAAGGUUUUUUUUAUUAUUAUUAUUGUUCAUAAUCAACACUUCUGCUUCAGUUAGCUGCACUCAUACUUUCUGAUCUCGACCAUCUGGACUUGUGGCGCUCCACUGGAACCCCACAGAUCCAGCUGGAUACCAGCUUGGAUCUCAAAACACUAAAGUCUUCAACUGUUUCACAUUUUGUCACGUUACAACCUGAGAUUUCUGCUUGUUUUAUUAGGAUUUUGAGAGACAGACCAACACCAAAUAGUGCAUAAUUGUGAAGUUGAAGGGAAACCAUACAAGGUCUCACAUGAGACCAGCAUUGAAUGCAAAAUGUAAACUCCAUCUCAAGGGUUACGCAUGUUGGUGGCAGCAUAAUGAUGUGGGAGUCGAGGGUGAAAUCUAAAAUGGAUUUGUUCAAAUCAAAGCAUAUCCAUGAAUGAGAAUCUGUGUUAACAUGUUUUUUUUUUUUUUUUUUUUUUUUGUCCAAUCUGGCUGAGCAAAAAAAAAAAAAGCUCACAUUUUGUUUCCUUUGUUGAUGUCAACUAUUUUAACAACCUUCUUCCACUUCAAAAUAAUGCACUAGUUUCUACUGAUCUCUAACGUACUGUAAAACACAUCGACGCUUGUGACCUGAAAAUUUUCACCCGUCUAAGUUGUAAACUCACUUUUAAGUCUAGUAAAUGUGGGGACUUUUCUUACUGACAGCUAGCUGCCAACACUGAGCCAGUGUGUGGGUAUUUCAGUGCAAUUUCCUCGUCAGAAACCCGCUUUAUGCAUAUCAAAUCAAUGUGAAAACGAAGCUGCACUCAAACUAUUGUGUCUUAAUGAGCUUAAAAUACAUACAGUGUGUAGUAUAUAUCUACAUAUAUUCAUAUGUACUGCAUUAACAUGAUCUUUUUUCUUUCUGUCAUCUCUUGUGAUGUGGGGAUGUAGAUCUGCAGACAUUUCGGCUCUCGGUGUUUUCACUCGUCUCGUUUUUCCAUCAGUGCUUUCCAUUCAACCUGCAUUUUCUUCACUUUUGGUGCCAUGGAAUAAAUAGAAAGUCCUGAAAGUUUGUUUGUGUUAAAUUGGUUUUACAGCAUGUACAAUUAUACACUGUAAAACUUAAUCGUGAUUUUCUAACAAUUUAAUCACUGCAGAUAUCAUCGCUGAUGUGACUUUUUUUUUGUUUUUGUUUUACAAUAUUUCUAUUGGUACUUACCAUUUGUAUUAUUUCCUACUGGAAUGUUGUUCCCCAAUAAAGAAAAGUAUUUGCUAUA